AUGUUGUGUUUCAGUGGGAACUGGCUGAGGCCAACGGGAUGUUUACAAAGGUUUUGCAGUCUUUCUCUGUGGCAGACACAUCCAGGAUCACCACUGUCCACUCAAUCUUCACACCACUUUCAAUCCAUAAAUCCAACUUCUCCUCCAUCCCUCCCUCAGGACAAAUCUAAUGAAACGCAAAAGGCCCCCUCCUCUUGGACUGUGGACCAGGGCCCUCCCCCAGCCCCCACCCACUGCUGCAUGAGCGGGUGUUAUAACUGCGUGUGGAUCGAACACGCUGAGCAGCUCCUGAAGUACUACCACGACGGAGGAGACAGCGCCCUCACCGCCAUCGAGGAAAACGUCCAGGAUGAAAACCUCAAGACUUACCUCAAAAUGGAAAUAAGACUCUUGAAAAAGACGUGA
Messenger RNA from Knipowitschia caucasica, 405 nucleotides. The record is from the annotation of a GenBank genome assembly. NCBI's taxonomy places the organism in Eukaryota, Metazoa, Chordata, Actinopteri, Gobiiformes, Gobiidae.